CCAACAAGUAUGUCAAGUUCAGCCAAACCAAUAGAUAUAAAUGAUUUCAAAGAAGCCAUAGCGGAUUUGGGUGAUUCCAAUUUGUUUUCGCUAAAGGUGCAAUUAGAAAAUUCGAUUUCAAAACUUGAAGAGACUAAUUUGAUACUUGAACAAGAAAUCAGCACUGUUAAGGAAAAUUUGAAAAAGGAAACCAAUCAGGGGAAGCUAGAUGACUUGAAGGGGGACUUGACAUUGUUUCAAGAAUCAAUUGAGGAAAACAUGCCAGUCAUUUCAAAUCAACGUGAACGUAUUAAUACUUUGAACAUUGAGUUGACUAAAAGAGGUUUGAUCAACGAAGGGAAACCCAUAUCGAAAGAAGAUGAAGGAGUCUACUUGUGAUUUAAAGAUAUUUACAUGAUUAUUAACAUAUAUAUGUAUAUAUACAAGAAUAUUAGUUCUUUUUAACUGUGGUAAUAUCAGAACCAAAUAAUUUAUUAACAAAUGGUUUUUCUUCCAAAGCCAUUGGAUCUUCAGGUCUUUUACAAACCAACAUCCAAAU
Hyphopichia burtonii NRRL Y-1933 is the source of this 538-nucleotide messenger RNA. RefSeq lists its product as uncharacterized. The transcript has a single exon. Gene Ontology annotation, molecular function: protein-macromolecule adaptor activity. Gene Ontology annotation, biological process: proteasome regulatory particle assembly. Lineage: Eukaryota; Fungi; Ascomycota; Pichiomycetes; Serinales; Debaryomycetaceae. The record is from RefSeq and is a predicted model, not a curated record. Bases 10 to 378 code for a protein of 122 amino acids.